GCAAGAACCAUUCACCAACCCCUUUAUAAAGUAGGAGAGCCAACCUAACUCAGUCCCUCCCCACCUCCGCCGCUGCCCAUUUCUACGCCACUCCACACACAGUUUUGUUUUCAGCAAGAAAAGAUGUUUGCAGAUGCCAAAAAAAUCAUGGUGUUCAUUCCAUUACCUAUAGUAAGCCACCUGGUGUCAGCUGUAGACACUGCCAAGCUCCUCGCCGAUCGAGACGACAGUCUCUUCAUUAGCAUCCUAAUUAUGAAACGGACCCCAGAUACCAAGAUCAGUUCCUACAUUACCAAAUCACCCCACCCUCGGAUUAACUUCCUACCCCUGCAAGAAAACAAUUCCAUCGCAUCAGGGUCGAUGGGAGACAAGAACUGGGUGCUUGCUUUGGCGGAGAGCCAUAAGUGUCUGGCCAGAGAUGUUGUGGUGGAGAUGAUGGAGAGCCAGAAGGGGAGACUUGCUGGAAUUGUGCUCGACAUGUUCUUCACUCCCAUGAUUGAUGUGGCGAACGAGCUCGGCGCCCCAGCUUACAUCAACUUUACCAGUGGAUCGGCUGUUCUUGGGCUUUUGUUGCAUCUGCAGAGCUUGAGAGACGAUGAUGGCAAAAACUUGAAAGAGUAUAAGGAUUCAGAUGUGAAGAUCUCUAUCCCAACUUAUGUUAAUCCUGUACCUGCAAAGGUGUGGCCUGGUAAAGUAUUCGAAAAGGAAACUGGUUUUCUAGAAUGUGCCAGAAGGUACAGAGAGACCAGAGGGAUCAUCGUAAACACCUUUCUUGAAUUCGAGCACCACGCAAUUAGCUCGCUCUCUGCUGAUGCCAAAAUCCCACCAGUUUAUCCAGUAGGGCCGAUGAUUCAAGGGGGAGGUGAAGAAAGUGAUGAGAACAAGCGGAAGCGUGAGGAGAUCAUCGCGUGGCUGGAUAAACAACCACAUUCAUCAGUUGUGUUUAUCUGCUUUGGCACCCGUGGAAGUUUCGAGGGCGAUCAGGUGAAGGAAAUUGCUACUGCGCUGGAGAAUAGUGGAGUCCGGUUUCUGUGGUCAAUGAGAAAGGCGUCUCCCAAGGAGUCAGUUGCGUUUCCAGGGGAAUAUGAGAACCUGGAACAAGAAUUGCCUGAAGGAUUCCUCAGAAAUACUAAUGGAAUCGGGAAGGUGAUCGGGUGGGCACCCCAGAUGGCGGUGCUGUCUCACCCUGCUGUUGGAGGAUUUGUGUCGCACUGUGGAUGGAACUCGAUUCUGGAAAGUGUGUGGUGCGGAGUGCCUGUAGCAGCAUGGCCGCUGUUUGCAGAGCAGCAGGCGAAUGCAUUCCAGCUAGUCAAAGAGUAUGAAAUGGCGGUUGAGAUCAAGAUAGACUACAGGAAGGAUAGUGGUGUGAUUUUGUCUGCAGGAAAGAUAGAGAGUGCAAUUAGGCAGCUGAUGGAGCCGAAGAACAAGGUCCGAGUUAAGGUGAAAGAGGUGCACGACAAGGCUAGAGCGGCCGUAGUAGAAGGAGGGUCGUCCUAUAACUUCUUAGGCCGUCUACUCCAAGAUAUCAUGGAUAAUGCUCAUUGAAGUUUAGCCUGUCUGGUGAAGUGAGAGUUCCCAAUAAUAGCUUUUGCAAGAAGCUAAAACACUAUUUCCUGAAUCUCAAGUCUUGUUUUAAAUUGAUAUGAAUUGAAGCGAACUUGUUUCU
Molecule: messenger RNA, 1666 nt
Organism: Salvia splendens (bonfire salvia)
Lineage: Eukaryota; Viridiplantae; Streptophyta; Magnoliopsida; Lamiales; Lamiaceae
Product: anthocyanidin 3-O-glucosyltransferase 2
Exons: 2
Coding region: 124-1545 (473 amino acids)
Molecular function (GO): UDP-glucosyltransferase activity
Source: RefSeq, a predicted model, not a curated record